This is a messenger RNA of Meloidogyne enterolobii, 312 nucleotides long. The record is from the annotation of a GenBank genome assembly. Lineage: Eukaryota; Metazoa; Nematoda; Chromadorea; Rhabditida; Meloidogynidae.
AUGUUAAUAUUUUUGCAUGAAUGGAUAAAAAAUAUUGUUUUGGUUGAUAAUUAUUGUGAUAUUUAUUUACCUUUAAAAGAAGGAGAAAACAGAGAAGAAAAUGGUUGGGGAUCAGAAGAAGCAACACAAUUACUUUUAAAUAAUUUGUUGUUUUUGACUGCUAAAUUAAGUUGUGAACAUGAUAAAGAAAUUAGAGAAUUGUGGAAAUGUUUGGCAACAAAUUAUAAAACAACAAACUUGCCUAUUAUUGUUCAUUUUCUUUUUAUGAUGAUUUCUCUGUCGUUGGAAAACAUGCUUCCGUUGGUAAGUUAG